This is a messenger RNA of Impatiens glandulifera, 1070 nucleotides long. Its product is annotated as tetraspanin-8-like. Bases 81 to 893 code for a protein of 270 amino acids. The transcript has 2 exons. NCBI's taxonomy places the organism in Eukaryota, Viridiplantae, Streptophyta, Magnoliopsida, Ericales, Balsaminaceae. Gene Ontology annotation, cellular component: plasma membrane; plasmodesma. The record is from RefSeq and is a predicted model, not a curated record. Gene Ontology annotation, biological process: auxin-activated signaling pathway.
CAUUUCUUCCUUCUUCUUCUUCAUCUUCAUUCAUUUCUCUUGUGUAGGGUUUGACAGAUUCUGAUUAUUUGAAAAAAAAUAUGUUUCGCGUGAGCAAUAACCUUGUUGGGAUCUUAAACUUCAUAACCUUCCUUCUCUCAAUCCCAAUCCUCUGGGUCGGAGUAUGGCUAAGCCGUCAGGGUACGUCAGAGUGCGAGCGUUUCCUCGACAAACCCGUAAUAGCAAUCGGAGUUUUCCUAAUGGUAGUCUCCUUAGCCGGUCUCAUCGGUGCGUGUUGCCGGAUCACAUGGCUACUAUGGGUAUACCUUCUAGUAAUGUUUCUACUUAUUGUGAUUCUUUUCUGUUUCACAAUCUUUGCUUUCGCCGUCACUAACAAGGGCGCCGGUGAGUCUUUAUCUGGUAAAGGAUAUAAGGAGUAUCGACUUGGGGAUUAUUCUAAUUGGUUGCAGAAAAGAGUUAAUAAUGGUAAGAAUUGGGAAAAGAUUAGAAGUUGUUUACAGGAUAGUAAGGUUUGUCAGAGCUUGAUUGAUGAUGGAUCUAAUACUACUUCUGAUCAGUUCUUUCUUGAACAUCUUUCGUCUAUUCAGUCGGGUUGCUGCAAACCUUCAAAUGACUGCAAAUUGGAGUAUUUUGGGCCAACAAUAUGGAAUACUUCAGCCACUUCCACAUUGGAUGCUAAUCCUGAUUGCAACUUGUGGAGUAAUGAUCAGAGUUUACUCUGCUAUCGCUGUCAAUCUUGUAAGGCGGGGCUGCUAGACAAUCUUAAGCGUGACUGGAAGAAGGUGGCGGUUGUGAACAUCAUCUUCCUCAUUUUUCUUAUUAUCGUGUACUCGAUUGGCUGCUGUGCUUUCAGGAACAACAGGAAGGAAGGACAUAUGAAUAACCCUUACUAGUAGUAGUGUCAAUACAUGUGAGGAGUUUAGUAGUUGGUUUAUGCACUGAUUAUGUGUUGUUGCUUUUGAUUUUUAGUUGUCUACUUUAUCUGUGACCAUUUUCAUUACUGGAUUUAUGUGUGUAGAUUGAAAUAGAUGUAAUUCAUCAUAUUAUUAUAUUGUGUAUGAAUUGUGAUC